CCACUUUUGUCGAUGACAUCACUUUGUGUACAAUCCAAUUUUUAGUAAAAAGCCAUGUAAAUAUCCAGGAAACAGAGCGAAUGAAUAAAUCCGUCAAUAUUAUUCCAAAUACUUCUCAUAUACAUGUAUAUCUACCGUUAUGUAUGCAUUGUGUACAUAUAACUCCACCAACUGGAUAAUAAAAGACAAUUUAUCCACUCAAUUCCAUGGUAAAUGUGGCUUCAAAUGUCUUCUGCUACAGUAACCCGGAAGUGUGAAUCAAUCUGCACUGAAAGCUGCGCCUGGAUUGGUCCAUUCGUAAUAGCGAUGACCUGCUAUGACCCAGCUGCUGUUGUUUUUCGUAUUUGCAACGAUCACCAAUUUUAUCCUGGGCAAAUACACUGGUUUUUGACGGAUUUUGGAAACCAAUCUUCAGUAUGUCACUUUCUGGGACCUUAUCCAACGUGGAAAAUUUCUCUCCCCAUGUAAUCCGACAGAUAGUGAAGGAGAUUGCAGAUCUGAAGUUGUCUCCGCCUGAAGGCAUCAAGGUGUUUCCUAGUGAUGAAGACAUCACUGACAUUCAUGCUGUUAUUGAAGGACCAUCUGGAACACCCUAUGCAGCUGGGCAGUUUCGAAUCAAGCUGGUGUUAGGAAAAGACUUCCCCAAAGCUCCUCCUAAAGGCUUCUUCCUCACCAAGGUGUUCCAUCCCAACGUAGCCAGCAACGGAGAGAUCUGUGUCAACACACUCAAGAGAGACUGGAAGGCUGAUAUGGGUAUCAAACAUCUACUAUUGACGAUCAAAUGCCUACUAAUCUACCCCAACCCCGAGUCAGCGUUAAACGAAGAGGCGGGCAAGCUGCUUCUAGAACAGUAUGACACGUACUUCUCACGAGCCAAGAUGAUGACCGAGAUCCACGCCCAGCCGCACCGCACCUCCAAAGAAUCGCGGGAGAAUGAGGAUUCAAAUCCCUCCACGUCGGGCAUUAAUUCACAGCACGGACCAGCCGCAAAGAAGCAUGCGGGUGACAAGAAGGUGGCUUUAGCGGAGAAGAAGAAAAAAGACAAAAAGAGGACAUUGAAGAGAUUAUGAUGUAUGCCAAAUUGAAAUCGCCAAUUUCCCAGAAAAUUUUUAACUUAUCUUUUUUUUUUCUUGUACAGUGUGUAUACAUACAGAAGACCCUAUCUUACUAAUACUAUGUGAAUUUUCAAUCUAUGAAAUUGUUCAAUUUUUAAACACUUUUAAGCACAAACAGGAAAGCCUGAAAUCAUUCCUCAGAGGGGAAAUUGAUCUUCUAAUAAUCCAUUUUGGUUGUAAUUCAGUUCUCUCCAAAGACAGGUGCUAUAAGCUCAACAUACUUUUCUUGAUUUUGAUACCAUCUCGAGAGAUAAUUGCUAAUCAUUCAACAUGGUUGGAUAUAAUUAUGAUGUUAAAUACCUCUGUAGGCUCCAUAACAGAAAGCUGAUAAUUGAUAUAACAUUUUUUGUGAUUGAUUGCGUAUUUGCAUUGACCCCAAUGUAAAAUUAAUAAAAAAAUAAUAAUAAUAAACUCCUCAAACAAAGUUUGGAAAUCUGAGUUUGGCCAUUAAUUUCUCCCAAUUUCCAAUUUUGCACAAUGCAUAUUUGAUAUCAUUCAAAAGAUCAUUUAAUUCUCUUUGAAAUGAUACCCAUGGAAUCAAAUACACCUCUGCACAAGCAAACACAUAACAAACAAACAAACAUGCAUGGGCCAUGGGUAUUUCAAACCAUGACUCAAACCAUGUUAUCUCACAUAUCUCCAUGUUAAUGUUGAUGUUAGGGUGCACGAAAACAAAAGAAACCGCUGAGAAGCUCACUCAUCACCACAGAAAAAAGAGCAGUGACUUUCAAUAUUGUCAUUUUGCAACUUUUGAAUUUUGACCUUGCCCCACAUUUCAAGGCACUGCACCUCCAUGUGAACCAUAAUCAUAUCAUGUAGGGUAUCAUUUUAUAGUUAAUUAAAUGAUCUUUUCAUUGGUAUCAAUCACACAUUAAUAUUCACUAAAACCGAGGAGGGAUUAUCGAUCAAAGUCAGAUUUCCAAACUUUUUUUUUAGUUUAGUAAAAUCAGUCACUAAGUUUUGUGUCACAUUACCCCCUGGGCCCAUAUCCAUGGAAGUCGUCAUUAUUGGUCACAAGUUACAAGGUACCGUUAUAAGCUACGGAAAUAUUGCAAUUUGAUCAACGGAGAGCAACUUUGUCAGAAAAUUAUGGCAUUUUGUUUUAGGUGAAGUUUUAUAAAAAGUUCCCUCUAUUGGUUGUAAAACUCUGGGAUACAUGAUAUUAUUGAAAAAGUUAAUCUUAUUUUUUUUAAAUUAUUAUUAACAAGAAGAAAUUCAUGCUGAUUGAAGUUAUAUAGGUUGUCAGACCUGUUGAUCGCCAAAAGGGCAUUGCUGAUCGCACAAUUGAAAUUAAGACCAAGUGAGGAGGGUGAUGAAAAUGUUUGAGUGUCAUUGUAUUGUUUCGUUGAUUGUAUUUAUUUAUAAUCCCACUUUAUAGUCAUUUGUACAAGGGAUUUCAUUAAACACAGAACAACUCGGAGGAUGCUGAAUGCACCAAGGGGAUGUCGCAAGUUAAAUUUUCGGUUCCAAAAUCAAUUAUAAAUCCUGCAAUUAUUGCAAAUUUUAAAUUGAUUGCUAGCCUGUUUGUUGCAACCGAUGUUUCCUCUUAGAAGGAAACUACCCAAAUUCCGGGUAAUCCGGAUCAUUUUCAGGUAAUGAAAAAUUCCAGGUAUUCUGGGUAAUCUGAAAAUUACAAUUAAACGUUGCAACUUUUAAUAUUCAUGUUAUAUUUAAAGAAUUGUUGACCUCAAUACGUAGCUCAAAAUUUUCCGCUCAAGCUCCGCGCUCGCACUUCGUAAUUUUGUUCCUAUUUUUAAAGAGGGCGUGAACAAAAAAAAUGUUAAAUUCCCUGAUUUUGGUCACUUGGACCAAAUUUAGGCUCGCUGUAUUAUUGCCUGAUUUUUGUUAAAAAUCAAACUUUAAAAUUCCAGGAAAUGUCUGCGAAUUUCGGGAAAUUUGGGAUUCAGUGGAAACACUGGUUGCAACAGAAAGUAUGAAUUAAUUUUCUUUUGUUGAAUUGUUGUACUCUGUCAAUUGCAAACUUGCAAAGUUCUGGUAUUUCCAACCAAACUUUCUGGCAUCAUUCCCCUUUGCAACACUACAUAUAGGUCGAGAAAAUUCUUCCAUUUGCACGGUACAUGUACAGAUAACUCUGCCUAUAAAAUCAAACAAAUUUCUCUGGUCCCAAGAGAAUCAACUUGAACAGACUCCUGCAUGACAGUUUUUUAUUUUUUUAUUUAACUUGCAUUUAAUGAAUGAUGAAAUGAAUACUUCUGAUUUAAUGAUUUACAAAUAUGACCCCCUGGGGGCCGUUUCAUGAAGCUGUUUGUAAGUUACGAGCAACUUUAAGAACGACUGGUAAUCCUUGCUUACGCGCUAAACCUUCACCAAUGAACAUUUUGGUGUAUACCAUCUACCACAAGGGUCACCAGUCGCUCUUAACUUACGAACAGCUUUAUGAAACGCUCACCUGGCCGUGGAAAUCAUUCAUGUAAAUGUGCACCAUCUCCAGAUUCACACUACCAGGGCCCUGUCUCCUGGCUAUGGAAUCAUGUUGUGACAAAUUUAGAUUAAACAUUGUUUUCAAAUAAUACUGGUGCAAGGUCAGGGAUUGAAGUCACAACAAGUACAUCUCAAGAAGGUAACUUAAAACUCAUAUAUGAUCUUAAGUUAUCUCCAAACCCCAUGAUAAUAACAUAUCUUAUUCUAAUCAAAUAUAUAGUUGUAUAUUUUGAUCUUACCUUUGUGAUGUUCUUAUUGGUAGGUGCACAUUUGUAUAAAUGUCUGGAAACUACAUUGUUAUUAACAUUGUGAUUUACUUUACAUGUAAAUUACAUUGUAAUUCAUUUAUUUUUCAUCAUAAACACAACUUUUUGUUGAGCUCAAGCCAGUUUACAAAACCAAACAUACUUUUUAGAGAACAGCUUCUUAGGAAACAUUUGAUGUAAGUGUAGAUAAUCAUCACGGAAGCCUUCAAGAAUUUCAAUGGACAUACAUAUUGGGAAUUCUGAGCACCAUUUUAUGAAGCUAGUAAGUUGUUCAACAAGUAAAGGGCAAUAUGGCCAAUAUUAUCCGAUUUUUUUUUUUUUUUACAUUUUCUGAUAGAUUAUUGAGAACUCAUUCUGGUUAUGUCUUCGAAAUUACCAUAAUUACUGUAUUUUUGCAGAAAUUUGAUAAUAAUAAAAGUUUAAAUUGCCCCUAAAUGCCAAUUUUGGCCAUUGGAAGGGCAAUAUCGAGCACGCCCUUAUUCCACUCCUAAAAAUAUGCACAUGUUGGCUGCAGAAAGGGCAAUUUAAACUGGUAUCGUUUCUUUUGCAAUCAAUAUUGUCAUAUUGCCCUUAUACUUGCCCAACGAAGAGUUAGCACUGACAAGCUGUCAUUGUCUGACAGUAACCAUGGUUACUUGGUAACAGAUAGAGACCAGUGCUUUUCAGCCAACCAAAACAUGAAAUUUCACUGAUUAUGUCAGCUAGUGUGGACACUUCAUGAAAUGGUGACCUCUCCAGUGGUCUGGGAUAUUUUUAGUCAUUCAAAAUAUUUUUUUUUAUUAUUUUGGCAGGAACUACAAGGAAGCGACUGACCACAACCCUCCAAAGCAAACUUUUCAAGCUAAAUAUGAGAAGAAAAAAAAUCCCUGACUUUACCUCCCAUUUCUUUUGAAAAUCAUUUGCAUGUCUGGAGAAAAAUUGACAUCUUUAUGUGUCUACAUGUAUGUGCAUUUUUAAGAUGAAAUCUCACCCUCCAGUAUUCUACAUGUGUAUAUCACUAAUUGUAAAGUUGUACAUAAACGAGAGAGCCCGGGGGGGCCAGUCAAAUAUAUUGCUGUACACACGCGUGACCAAGGAAUUUCCAAACACCCCCUAAACGAGUUUUUCUCUGUGUGCAAAAUAACCCCCUAAACAAGUUUUUCGCGGGCUUUAUUUACACAUUUCGGCCCCUAAACAAGUUGUCCCCAAAAUAUGACCUCGGGGAAAAAGCUUGGGGGGAAAACAUACCCUAAACACGUUUGGCUAGUCUUAAAAAAAAAAGCUUUGGGGAAAAAACAUACCCUAAAUACGUUUGACCCCGCGAUUGACCAUUGACCAGUCUUUCAAAACCACCCUUUUUCUUGAAAAUCAGCGUUUUUGAUACCCUUAACGAGUCCACGCGCGGACCGCGUCCAAAACUGAAAAAACACCCCUUUAAACGCGUUUUUUUGGUCACAUGUGUGUACAGCAAUAUAUUUGACUGGCCCCCCCGGGCGAGAGAGAGACUACACUCCUAACCAUUGCAUACUGAUUAUGUCGUGUUUCAUGUAUUGUGCGUGUUAAUUGAUGCAAUAUUGUUACUGGUAUUUGUGAUGCUAUGAAAUAAAGCAUUUUUUAUGACAUGGUA
Messenger RNA from Lytechinus pictus (painted urchin), 5429 nucleotides. Its product is annotated as ubiquitin-conjugating enzyme E2 S-like. NCBI's taxonomy places the organism in Eukaryota, Metazoa, Echinodermata, Echinoidea, Temnopleuroida, Toxopneustidae. The transcript has 4 exons. Bases 417 to 1070 code for a protein of 217 amino acids. The record is from RefSeq and is a predicted model, not a curated record.